AUGGACAAAUUCUCAUACAACUCGUAUCCGGACUCAGCUGAGUCGUCUCCUAGAUCUCGCGAGGUCGACUUCGACAACCCGCCGCCAUGGGAGGACCAGCAGCAUCAGCAGCAACAGAGCUACAAGGUGAAGUUCAUGUGCAGCUAUGGUGGAAAGAUCCAGCCGCGUCCACACGAUAACCAGCUCACAUACGUAAACGGCGAUACCAAAAUCAUGUCCGUCGAUCGCGGCACCAGGUUUCCCGCUCUGGUUUCAAAGCUCUCCGCCGUCUGCGGCGGCGGAGGAGAUGUCGGUGAAAUCUCGUUCAAGUAUCAGCUUCCAGGUGAAGAUCUCGACGCGUUGAUAUCUGUGACUAACGAUGACGAUCUCGAGCAUAUGAUGCACGAGUACGAUCGGCUUCUCCGCAUGUCCUCUAAGCCAGCCAGGAUGCGUUUGUUCCUCUUCCCGUCUUUUCCCAUUUCCGGCGGAUUUGGCUCCGAAGGUUCGACCAAAUCGGAUCGGGAAACGCUUAACCCAAUCCCUAGCCGACCUGAAUCGGAGAAAUCCGUUACAGCUUCUCCGAGUAAUGCCGAUUUCCUGUUUGGAUCGGAGAAAGCAGCUCUAGCUCCACCGCCUCCGGUAGCUGUACAGAUUCCUCAACAGAUACCAGAACCGGUGGCUCCUGAACCGCCGAUAUUCGCAAAUCAACAAGUGAUACAACCGGAUCCGGCGGAGAUGGAGAGACAAAUCCAUGAAUUUCAGAGGAUUCAAAUCAGAGAUCAAGAGCAACAGCAGCAGCAGCAGAUGCAGCAACAGCAGCAGCAGCAGAUGCAACAUCAGCAUCAGCUGCAACAACAACAGCAGCAAGAAGAAGCUAUGUACAGGAGAAAGAGCGAAGAUGCUCUCAUGGAAACCGGACGUUACUUCUCUCCAACGUACGCUCAAAAUCCGGCGCCGACGGGAGUACCUCAGACGAAUCAACAACCUCCGGUAGGCUACUGGCAAGGAAACAACAACAACACAGGGAACAACAUGUACACAACAACGUCACAGAAUCUACCGGAGCAGCAACAAGUAUACAUGAUUCCAGCUCAAUCUCAAGCUCCGGGGACAAUGUAUCACAGCGUCAUGAGACCAACGGCACAAGGAAACCAAGGCUAUUACCCACCUGUUCAGAGAAUCCAUCAUCCUGAUGCAUACAUGAACAUGGAGCAGCAGCAGCAGAGCCAGCAAGGUUACAACGUGGUUCAACCACAGCCACAGUAUUCAGGUGGUCAAAUGGGUUUACAGGAAACGGCGUCGUAUUCGCAGAUGGGGAAUCCUGUUUACUAUACGGUGGCUGGGGAAGGCAUGAUGGUUCAACAGCAACCGCCUCAGCCGCAGUACCAGGGAAUGGGUCAACCGGUUAACACGGCUCCAAAAGUUUCACAAAAUCCAGAUACAGUGUGA
Messenger RNA from Microthlaspi erraticum, 1428 nucleotides. The record is from the annotation of a GenBank genome assembly. NCBI's taxonomy places the organism in Eukaryota, Viridiplantae, Streptophyta, Magnoliopsida, Brassicales, Brassicaceae.